UGUGGGCUAAUUUCCGGAGAAAUUGGCGAACAACGGGGCCGUUGGGUUCGCGCUGUCCGCAGUUCCAUUCCCCGCACCCCCCUUGCCUGUCCUUCGUUUCAUUGCCGCACCGCGCUCCACUCAACUCGUUCGUUUCGUCGCCGCCGCGGGAGUUCGCAGCAGUUCAUCUCCGGUCGUCCACCUAUUUGCUCACUGCUGCAAGCGGCAAGGCAAUUUUCGUCCCUCUAGUGUCUCUGUAGACUCGCCACCAUUCCGAACGUUAACAGUUUGAAGUCUGCGAUGAAGGUAAAUGACGCUGCUUUGGCAUACAGUCCCGGUGUUCUGGCUCGGUGUGCGGGGUAUCUUCGCCGCUUUCGGAUGCCGCUAUCGGGGUGCAAACUAGAAGAGAAUAUGGAGGUUGCGUCGGAGGUCAACACUCCUACGAAAGAAGAAAAUGGAACAACCAAAAAGGAUGAUGUCAAAGUGGAAGAAAUGACAUCUCGAGACUACUAUUUUGACUCUUAUGCCCAUUUUGGUAUUCAUGAAGAAAUGUUAAAAGAUGAAGUUAGGACACUCACUUACAGAAAUGCCAUGUACCACAACAAGCAUUUGUUCAAGGACAAAAUUGUUCUUGAUAUUGGGUGCGGUACUGGCAUCCUUUCAAUGUUUGCGGCUAAAGCAGGAGCAGCCAAAGUUUUUGGUAUUGAUUGCUCUAAUAUUGUUGAGUAUGCCAAACAAAUUGUUGAAGCUAAUGGACUCAGUGACGUAGUUUCCAUUAUUAAGGGAAAGGUUGAGGAGGUGGAGCUUCCUGAUGGCAUUCAGAAAGUGGACAUUAUCAUUUCUGAAUGGAUGGGAUACUGUCUUUUCUAUGAAUCUAUGUUGGAUACAGUUCUGUAUGCCCGGGAUAAGUGGCUGCAGCCUGAUGGCCUUAUGUUCCCUGACAGAGCUAACUUGUUCGUGUGUGCCAUUGAGGACCGGCAGUACAAGGAUGAGAAGAUUAACUGGUGGGAUGAUGUCUAUGGCUUUGACAUGAGCUCUAUCAGGAAAGUGGCAAUCAGUGAGCCAUUGGUUGAUGUUGUUGAUCCCAAGCAGGUUGUCUCCAAUGCCUGUUUGGUAAAGGAGGUGGAUCUGUACACAGUGAAAAAGGAAGAUCUGGACUUUAAAUCUCCGUUUCAACUUCAAGUUAAGCGCAAUGACUAUGUUCAAGCACUUGUGACUUAUUUCACCAUUGAGUUCACCAAGUGUCACAAGAGGAUGGGCUUCAGCACAGCACCAGAUGCGCAGUACACUCACUGGAAACAGACUGUGUUUUACUUUGAUGAGUACAUGACUGUCAAGAAGAACGACGAAAUUAGUGGUUACUUUUCGAUGAAACCUAAUGCUCGCAACAAUCGUGACCUGGACUUCAGCAUUGAAAUUGACUUUAAAGGAGAUUGUGGUGAAAUGCAUGAAGUUAACCAUUAUCGCAUGCGCUAAUCUGUCUUCAGCUGUGUUUUUAUAUAUUUAGUGGACCCUUAAAAUGAGAAACACUAAAAAGAAAAAAGAAGAAAAAGAUUCAUUUUGCAUCCUAGUUAGCCAUUGCACUUGAAACCCAAGUUGUGACGUUUCCUUUUUUUUAUGUCAACAUACUCUCAUUGUGAUUUAUUUUUUGUUGUCAACUUUGCCUUUAGUGUUAAGUAACUAAGCUUUCCCUUUUAUAAAUCAUGCUCAUAUGUA
This is a messenger RNA of Thrips palmi, 1695 nucleotides long. RefSeq names its product protein arginine N-methyltransferase 1 (gene Art1). The transcript is spliced from 5 exons. Gene Ontology annotation, molecular function: protein-arginine N-methyltransferase activity. The record is from RefSeq and is a predicted model, not a curated record. Bases 280 to 1455 code for a protein of 391 amino acids. NCBI's taxonomy places the organism in Eukaryota, Metazoa, Arthropoda, Insecta, Thysanoptera, Thripidae. Gene Ontology annotation, cellular component: nucleus. Gene Ontology annotation, biological process: peptidyl-arginine methylation.